Messenger RNA from Rhagoletis zephyria (snowberry fruit fly), 1925 nucleotides. RefSeq names its product casein kinase I gish (gene gish). Gene Ontology annotation, biological process: protein phosphorylation. NCBI's taxonomy places the organism in Eukaryota, Metazoa, Arthropoda, Insecta, Diptera, Tephritidae. The record is from RefSeq and is a predicted model, not a curated record. Gene Ontology annotation, molecular function: ATP binding; protein serine/threonine kinase activity.
UGCCGGGGAAGUUGCACUGCUGCAAAAACGGUGUUGUUCGCGAAGGCGUGUUAUAAUACUCUACACUACUACUAAUACUAAUUGAAAAGAAUAAAUAAAAAUAAAAUACAACAAAAACGUGCACGGUGAACAAAGUCAGCCGCAACGCCAGCAUCUGCGUUAACUGCAGUAUUCCGAUCAGCGAAAAUAUUAAAAAUAAAAAUAAGUUAAAUACAGUGAUUAAAAACUAAGGACGCGGUUUUUGUGGAAAAGCGUUGGAUUCAGUUGAUGGUGGUGGAACACAGGCUGCUGGAACAUCAGGUGCCGGUGGUGGGGGCGGCGGCGGAGGUGGUGGAGGCGGAGGAACUCGAAACACAACCAGUUCGGGCAACAUGUAUGCCACCCGCCAAGCUGUAGGCGCCUCAACGGGGGUACUUAUGGUCGGACCAAAUUUUCGUGUUGGUAAAAAAAUUGGCUGUGGUAAUUUCGGAGAACUGCGUUUAGGCAAAAAUCUGUACAACAAUGAACACGUAGCAAUAAAAAUGGAGCCUAUGAAGUCAAAGGCUCCGCAACUACAUUUAGAGUAUAGGUUUUAUAAACUAUUAGGAUCACAUGAUGAAUGUCCAGAGGGUAUACCGCGCGUGUAUUAUCUGGGCACAUGUGGUGGCCGUUAUAAUGCCAUGGUAUUAGAGUUAUUGGGACUGUCCUUAGAAGAUCUCUUCAAUAUUUGUUCCCGUAAAUUUUCUCUUAAGACUGUACUGAUGAUAGCUAAGCAACUUCUCCACCGGAUCGAAUAUGUUCAUAGUCGGCACUUAAUCUAUAGGGAUGUGAAACCAGAGAACUUCCUCAUAGGCAGAACAUCGACGAGGCGAGAAAAAAUUAUACACAUAAUUGAUUUCGGUUUGGCCAAAGAAUACAUUGAUUUAGAUACAAAUAGGCAUAUACCAUAUCGGGAGCAUAAAUCUCUCACCGGCACCGCACGCUAUAUGUCAAUAAAUACACACAUGGGCAGAGAGCAAUCAAGACGCGAUGAUUUAGAAGCAUUAGGACAUAUGUUCAUGUAUUUCUUAAGAGGUUCACUGCCGUGGCAAGGCCUUAAGGCUGAUACACUUAAAGAAAGAUAUCAAAAAAUUGGUGAUACAAAACGUGCAACACCCAUUGAGGUGCUUUGCGAUGGACACCCCGAAGAAUUCGCAACUUAUUUGCGUUAUGUGCGGCGAUUAGAUUUUUUUGAAACGCCCGAUUAUGAGUUUCUGCGAAGACUGUUUCAAGACUUAUUCGAUCGUAAGGGCUAUGUGGAUGAUGGAGAAUUCGACUGGACAGGGAAGACAAUGUCAACGCCCGUCGGAUCUCUGCAAACUGGCCAUGAAGUCAUCAUUUCACCAAAUAAAGAUCGUCAUAAUGUAACGGCUAAGACAAAUGCCAAAGGAGGUGUUGCUGCGUGGCCGGAUGUGCCAAAACCAGGCGCCACCCUGGGCAAUCUAACACCAGCCGAUCGGCAUGGUUCUGUGCAGGUUGUGAGUUCCACAAAUGGCGAACUGAAUGCGGACGAUCCCACAGCUGGUCACUCAAAUACUCCUAUAACGCAACAGCCCGAAGUGGAGCUUGUCGAUGAAACAAAUUCAUUCCUGUGUUGUCUUUGCAGAUGUUGUUGUUUCUUUAAACGAAAGAAGAAGAAAUCAUCACGUCAAAAAUGACUAGACGGUGUCCAAUGUAGUCCAGAACGCGAAGCGGUAACACUGCUGCGCGCCACUUCACAUUCAAAUUCACGGGAUAGCGUAUUGAAUAAUCCUAGUCAGGAUUAUAUACAGCAGGCAACGUCACAGCAUACGUUGCGGUAUCCUCCAUCCGCGUCGAUGUUGACGCCAACACCAACUACAAACACACCGACACUUCCGUUGUAAUUUAUAAAUACAUACAUGCAUACAUACAUACUGCAUACCGCA